Messenger RNA from Fusarium sp. VM40, 993 nucleotides. NCBI's taxonomy places the organism in Eukaryota, Fungi, Ascomycota, Sordariomycetes, Hypocreales, Nectriaceae. The record is from the annotation of a GenBank genome assembly.
AUGCUCACUGCAGAGCCCACAAACCAGUAUGAGAAUGUCAGCACCGCUAAUUUGUACACGGUGAAAUUCGAUAACCUUUUCGAUAGAGACCAGCAAGAGCUUGAGACACUUCUCAAAGCAUGCGAAACAGAUGGUUUCUUCUAUUUGGACCUUCAGAGCCCAAGCUCAGCUAAGCUGUGGAGAGACCUAGAUCGAGUAAGCGAAAUCACCAAGGACUGGUUCUCGCAGUCGGUUGAGGACAAGAAAAAGACUCCAACGGUAUCUCUAGCUCAUGGGUUCAAGGCCACCGGAAACCAGUCCGGGGCAAUCAAGUCGCUCAAAGACGGCUUUGAAGCAUUGAAGAUUGGCAGAAGUGAACUACUUGGUCGCUGGGCGCUUCCAUCGGUAGUUGAGGAAAACUUGUCACUGUUCGACCAGUUCAACGCCUCGUGCCAUUUCAUCUUGAAACUCCUCUUGGAUUGCCUCUCGGACGGAUUGAACCUCAAAGGAAGUGCUCGUUUCGACACGUAUCAUCGCGACGAUGCGCGCUCCAAGAGUACCCUCUAUUUCCUCCAUUACCCACCUGGCAACCUCAACAAGGUUGGCCAGAACAUGCACACUGAUAUCGGGACAUUGACGCUUCUCUUUGCGCCGCAGUGGGGUCUUCAGGUUGUAUCACCCGUGACGGGUGCCUGGGAAUAUGUCCAGCCUCGGCCGUACCACGCCAUCAUCAACGUAGCCGAUACGUUGAGGUUUCUUUCCCACAGACGAUUUCGCUCUGCUCUGCAUCGUGUUCUUCCCAUAGGAGGUGUCCAGCAAGAAGACCGUUAUUCUGUUUCGUACUUUCUGAGGGCUUCGGAUGAUACCGAGUUCAAGGACAGCAAUAAUGAGGACUCGAAUGCGAACGACUGGUAUUUAACAAAGUAUCAUACGUAUGAGUUACCGCAUGAUGUUCAGGGCAAGGAGACCGUGUUGUCAGGUGGAAUGGCACAGGAACUGCAUGCGACCUUCUGA